Molecule: messenger RNA, 5232 nt
Organism: Chanos chanos (milkfish)
Lineage: Eukaryota; Metazoa; Chordata; Actinopteri; Gonorynchiformes; Chanidae
Gene: myo5c
Product: myosin VC
Exons: 41
Coding region: 1-5232 (1743 amino acids)
Biological process (GO): actin filament organization
Cellular component (GO): actin cytoskeleton; membrane; myosin complex
Molecular function (GO): ATP binding; microfilament motor activity; actin filament binding
Source: RefSeq, a predicted model, not a curated record
AUGGCUCUCUCAGAGCUUUACACCAAGUAUAACAGAGUGUGGAUCCCUGAUGCCGAGGAUGUUUGGAAGUCUGCAGAGAUUUUGAAAGAUUAUAAACCAGGAGAUAAUGUUUUAGAUCUCCAACUCGAAGAUGGCACCAGUAUUGUCUACCCCCUGGAAGCAGGGGGUAAGCAGUUGCCACCCCUCCGUAACCCAGACAUCCUGGUGGGAGAGAAUGACCUCACUGCUCUCAGUUACCUCCAUGAGCCAGCCGUCCUCCACAACCUCAAAGUGCGGUUUGUGGAGUCCAAAAUCAUUUAUACAUACUGUGGCAUUAUUCUGGUAGCAGUAAACCCUUACAAACAGCUGCCCAUCUACGGAGAUGCCGUCAUACAUGCCUACUCGGGGCAGAACAUGGGUGACCUGGAUCCUCACAUAUUUGCAGUGGCAGAAGAAGCUUAUAAACAGAUGGCAAGGAAUAACAAGAACCAGUCCAUAAUAGUGAGUGGGGAAUCUGGAGCAGGGAAGACUGUGUCUGCUCGUUACGCUAUGAGGUAUUUUGCUAUGGUCAGCAAAUCUGGCAGCCAAACACGAGUGGAAGACAAGGUGCUGGCAUCUAACCCAAUAACUGAGGCAAUUGGUAAUGCAAAAACCACCAGAAAUGACAACAGCAGCCGCUUUGGAAAGUAUACUGAGAUCAGCUUUGAUAGGAAAUACCAGAUUAUUGGGGCCAAUAUGAGGACGUACCUUCUGGAAAAGUCCAGAGUAGUGUUCCAGUCAGAAAACGAGAGAAACUAUCAUAUAUUCUACCAGAUGUGUGCCUGUGCCAACCAGUCUGAAUUCAAGAGCUUAAACUUAAAGAGUGCGAAUGAGUUCAGGUACACCUGCAUGGGCGGGCAGACGCAGAUCGACGGUGUGGAUGACAGAGCUGACAUGGCGGAGACACGCAGGACCUUCACACUGUUGGGGUUAAAAGAGGACUUCCAGUCAGAUGUGUUUAAGGUUUUGGCUGCCAUUCUACACUUGGGAAAUGUGGAGGUCAAAAGCGUCAGCACAGACAAGUCGGCUGUUAGCUCCUCUGAUGCACACCUGAGAGUGUUCUGUACUCUGCUGGCGGUCAGUGCUGAGGACAUGUCUCGCUGGCUGUGCCAUCGGCGGAUCGUCGUGGCAGCGGAGACUGUGGUCAAACCCGUGCCCGCGGAGCGUGCCGUUAAUGCUCGGGAUGCCCUGGCCAAGCACAUCUACGCCCACCUGUUUGACUGCAUCAUCCGCAGGAUCAACUCUGCCCUGCAGAUCCCUGGAAAACAGCACUCCUUCAUCGGAGUCCUGGAUAUCUAUGGGUUUGAGACAUUUGAAGUGAACAGUUUUGAACAGUUCUGCAUCAACUAUGCUAAUGAGAAGCUGCAGCAGCAGUUUAAUCUGCAUGUGUUUAAACUGGAGCAAGAGGAAUACAUGAAAGAGGACAUCCCAUGGACACUCAUUGAUUUCUAUGACAACCAGCCUGUUAUUGACCUCAUUGAAGCAAAGAUGGGAAUUUUGGAUUUGCUUGAUGAGGAGUGUCUGUUCCCUCAGGGCACAGAUCAGAACUGGCUGCAGAAACUGUACAAUUACCUUGGCUCAAAGCCACUGUUUGAAAAGCCCAGAUUAUCAAAUGAGGCUUUUGUUAUUCAGCAUUUUGCAGACAAGGUAGAGUAUCAGUGUAAAGGGUUCCUGGAGAAGAAUAGAGACACUCUAUAUGAGGAACUGGUUGACAUCAUGAAAGCUAGCAAGUUUCCUUUCUUAGCAGACUUCUUUCAGGAGAAAGAACAGAAUUCCAUGAUCAAGGGCAUUAAAGUGAGACCAGCUCGCCCUGGAGUGAAACAAUCAAACAAACAGCUGAGGACCACUGUGGGAGACAAGUUUCGCAGUUCUCUGUACCUACUGAUGGAAACGCUUAAUGCCACGACACCUCAUUACGUUCGCUGUAUUAAACCCAAUGAGGAGAAGCUGCCAUUUGAGUAUGACUCCAAACGUGUGGUCCAGCAGCUUCGGGCCUGUGGCGUGUUAGAAACCAUCCGCAUUAGCGCUCAGAGCUACCCCUCUAGGUGGACAUAUAUUGAGUUCUACAGUCGCUAUAGUAUACUGAUGACCCAGUCAGAGCUGUCAAUCAACGACAAGAAACAAACGUGUAAGACAGUGCUGCAGAGACUUAUUCCUGACUCUGACCAGUACAAAUUUGGGCGGACCAAGAUCUUCUUCCGGGCGGGUCAGGUGGCAUACCUAGAAAAAUUGCGUUUGGACCGUCUGCGGGGGGCCUGUGUGACCAUCCAGAAGCAUGUGAGGGGCUGGCUUCAGAGACGCAGGUUCCAGCGCAUGAGACAGGCUGCCAUCAUCCUCCAACAGUAUAUCCGUGGCAAGAGAGAGAUCAGACGAAUGGUGACUGCAGCAAUGCUGAAGCAGGUGUGGGCAGCUGUGGUCAUACAGCGUUACUGCCGUGGUUUCCUUGUCAGACGGCUUUACCAUCACCUCUGCGCUGCCACGGUGACAAUCCAGGCCUUCAUCCGAGGCUGGCUUGCCCGAAAACGCUAUAAAAAGAUGGUAGUGGAACACAAGGCCUUGGUUCUGCAGAAGUACGCUCGGGCCUGGUUGGCCAGACGUCGGUUCCAGACAAUGCGCCGUCUUGUGUUGAAUGUUCAGCUGUCCUACAGGGUGCAACAGCUAAGGAAGAAGCUGGAGGAACAGAGUAAAGAGAGCCGUGGCUUGAUGGAGAGAUUGACAGGCCUUGCCAGCGCACAUGCUCAGGGAGUGGACAGAGUACAGGCACUAGAGACGGAACUAAGCAAAGCAGCCAAUGAGAGGGCAUCUUUAGAGAAGCAGGAAAAGAGGAGUAAAGAGGAGACUGAUCAGGUUAUCAGUCAGCUACAGACCCAGAAAGAGAACCUGAGUAAAGAGAAGAAAACUCUUGAACUCAAAAUGAAAGAAUCGGCCCAAAAAAUGAAAGAAAACUUUGAUGAGAUCACGAACAAACUUAAAGAAGACUUGGAAAGAGAGCAAAGGCUGAGAAAGGUGGCGGAGAACAAUAUGGAGCUGCAGAAGGAAGACUAUGAGAAGGAGAUGACAGUUCUGAAAGAGGAGAACCGCAGACUGAGAGAGGAGAAGAUUCGACUUCAGACCCAGAUAAAGGAUGACGAGCAGGUCAACAGUGAUCUACAGGAGCAGGUCGUCCAGCUCACAAAACAUGUCAAAGUAAUACCAGAGUUACGAAAGGACAUUGCCAGUCUUCAGGGUCAGAAGAAUGAGAUGGACAGAAAGCUGAAGGAACAGACACAGCAGACAAGAGCUAAAAUGAGUCAGAUCACAAAACAGCUUCUUGGCAACACCAAUGACGAGGAGACCAUUUUGAGAUUGAAUAAAGAGGCCUCAGAGAAUGAAGAUGAGGAGGAAGAUCUCCUGCUGGUAUUUGAAGGCCUUCAGAAAGCCACAAGGGUUAUGGAGACCCACCUGAAGGAGCAGAGGGAGGGUUUUGAGAGUCAAGUGGAGACUCUGACCUUCAAGGUGGAGCACCUGCAGCAUGAGAAUGAGCAGCUACAGAAACUCUUCCAGGAAAAAAGUGAUGUGAACCACAACAUCGGCAGGGAGGUGGCACGACUCAACGCUGAAAACAUGGUGAUCCCAGAGCUUAGACAGCAGAUAACUGAACUGAACAGGCAGAAGUUGGACCUUGACUCUCAGCUGAAAGAGAAAAAGAGAGAAAUGACAGAAAAAAUUGAAACGGUUUCAAUUGAACUUCAAAAUAAACUUGAGGACGAAAGUUCCCAGCGAAGGCUGUUUGAAGAGGAGAGUCUGACAUAUAAGAGGGAUAAAGAAGAGAAGGAGAUGAAGAUAGCAGAACUUGAGGAGGAGAAUGAGCAGCUGAAGAGGCAACAGCAGAGUGAAAUGGAGGCUAAGAACAAACUGAGACAGGAGACCUCACGCCUCACUGCAGAGAACAUGGACUUUGAGGAACAACUUGAUAUGAAGGAAAGACUGAUAAAGAAACUCCAAGACCAAAUCAAAGCACUUCAGGCACCUCAGAGGGCCAAUCAAAAAGCGACUCCAGUGAUUCCUAAAGAGUAUCUGGGGAUGCUAGAGUAUAAGAGAGAAGAUGAACCCAGACUGAUCCAGAAUCUCAUCCUUGAGCUGAAGCCGCGGGGUGUGGUGGUGAACAUGAUCCCCGGCCUGGCUGCCCACCUCCUGUUCAUGUGCGUCCGACACGCCGACUACCUCAACGAUGAAACUAAGCUAAAGUCUCUCAUGUGCUCCAUCAUCAGCGGCAUCAAGAAGAUCAUCAAAGAUCACAAGCAGAAUUUCGAGAUGCUGUCUUUCUGGCUCUCCAACACGUACCACCUGCUCAACUGUCUGAAGCAGUACAGUGGAGAGGAGGAAUUUAUGAAGCACAAUAGUGCUCGGCAAAACAAGAACUGCCUACAGAACUUUGAUCUUUCUGAAUACAGACAGAUCUUCAGUGACCUUGCCAUCCGCUUUUAUAACCAGUUCAUCUCUGUCAUGGAGGAUGAACUCAGACCUGUCAUAGUCUCGGGCAUGUUGGAACAUGAGAGCCUGCAGGGUAUCUCCAGUAUGAAGCCCACUGGACUGCGAAAGCGUUCCAGCAGCAUAUAUGAGUCCGACAGUGCUGAGCUCCACAGCAUCAGCUCCAUUCUACAGCGUCUCAGCACCUUCUACAGCAUCAUGACCCAGCACGGCAUGGAACCACAGCUGGUGGGCCAGAGUGUUCGCCAGCUCUUCUACCUGGUGGGAGCUACAGCACUGAACAGUAUACUGCUGCGGAAGGACCUCUGCUCCUGUCGCAAGGGCAUGCAGAUUAGGUGUAACAUCAGUUACUUGGAGGAGUGGCUGAGGGAGAAGGGUUUACAGAACUGUGCUGCCAUGGAAACACUCCAGCCGCUGUCUCAGGUGGCCUGGCUCCUCCAGGUCAGUAAGAGCACGGACGAUGACGCUGCUGAGAUCCAGAGGAGCUGCCCUGAACUCUCCCCAGUACAGAUUGUAAAGAUACUGCAGUCAUACACUCCCAUUGAUGACUUUGAAAAACGAGUUCCGGCUGCUUUUGUCCGCAAGGUGCAGGGGCUACUUCAGGAUCGGGAGGGAUCAUCCCAGCUGAUGAUGGACACAGAGUAUCGCUUCCAGGUCACCUUUCCCUUCAGCCCUUCCCCUCAUGCCCUGGAGCAGCUUCAGGUCCCCAGUAGCCUCAGACUGGGUUUCCUCACCAGGAUAUAG